Messenger RNA from Elgaria multicarinata webbii, 1200 nucleotides. Its product is annotated as SLAM family member 5-like. NCBI's taxonomy places the organism in Eukaryota, Metazoa, Chordata, Lepidosauria, Squamata, Anguidae. The record is from RefSeq and is a predicted model, not a curated record. The transcript has 8 exons. The coding region runs from base 1 to 1107 and encodes 368 amino acids.
AUGGAGAUAAAACUGGUGAAGGGAAAAAGGGAUGCUCUGAGCUUAUUGGUUUUGACGCUCUUCAGCCUCUUAACAGUUGGCCAGUUUGGCCAAUUAGAACAGCUGCUAGCCGGAGAUGGCACGCCUGAUGUUAGUUGGUGUGCAGAUAUCAUUGCUGGCCAGGCACACAGUCCUAUUCGCCAAGUGAACGGAGUCCUGGGAGGGUCUGCAGUUCUCUCUGUGAACAUUGGGCCCCAAGCCAAAGUCAAGGAGAUUGAGUGGAGCUACCGGGCUGGGACGGGACCCGCGCUUUUGGUGGCUUUGUUUCGGGAUGGAAAAUUUGAGCGUCCCGAUCCCAGUGACAGGUUUAAACAGAGGAUAGACAUGUACAAUGAGACCCUGAGGAUAAAGGCCUUGGAGCUGAAUGACACCGGUGUGUUUGGGGCACGGGUGAAGUUGCUUCCAGCCAUUGUUGAAGACCAGAUAUUCCACCUAGCUGUCUAUGAACCUGUUUUGACACCCCGGAUCCAGAGUCAGCUGGUGUCCAGCACACCCAAGUGGUGCAACGUGACCCUCCAGUGCCUGUCACCAGGAAAGGGGCCAGUCAACGUCACGUGGAGGAAAGGAAACCCCAUCCGGGAUCUUGGGAGCUCUGACAAAUACCAGGUCUCCCCAGACGGAAGGACCCUCCGGCUCUCGCUGCUUCCCACCAACCUGAACACCACCUACUCCUGCAUGGCCAGCAACCCCAUUGAACACAAGAUCGUGUCCUUUGAUUUGCAGAGGAUCUGCCAGAGUGGAGUCCAGGCUUCCUUCUCCAAGACCGGCUACGUCGUGUUGACUUUCAUCCUUUUAGUGCUCAGUCUCGGGGCUGCCUUUUGGUGCUGGCGGAUCAACAAUGAGAAGGCGGCAGAGGCAGCUACCAUCCCAACUGUCCAAGUGGAGGAAAGUCCUUCCGACCCCCAGUAUGCUGAGAUCCUUCGGAGGAGCCCCCCAGAAGGUAACGAUAAGUCCCUAGGUCUCCUGGAAAGUAAUGCGGAGAAAAGCCCCCAGAAAGAGCGGCUUGUCACAACCAUUUAUGACCAGAUCCGAAGGACCCCAGACAACUCAACUGAAGAAGUCACAUAGGCCCAGGAACCAGCAAGAGGGAUUUUGUCAGGGGUUCACUACACCACCACCACUGGGACCUUGAGUGAACUAAUGUGCCAAACUCCUUGAGCA